This is a messenger RNA of Schistosoma guineensis, 3468 nucleotides long. The record is from the annotation of a GenBank genome assembly. Lineage: Eukaryota; Metazoa; Platyhelminthes; Trematoda; Strigeidida; Schistosomatidae.
AUGGACAAUCCAGUUUCAAUCUAUGCCUCGAAUACUCAACACCAGCUAAUGAAUCCCUUAUUUAUGAAUAAAAUUGAAUCCUUAUCGCCUAAAAGCUCGUUAUCACCAAGUGCUAUAAAUAAUCCGUCUAUAUCACAUCAUUUUUAUGCACAUAAUUAUUCUGUUUUUAAAACGCCGAACCUAUCAUAUUCCGAUCAAAAUAACCAGAAUCCUUCUAUCAUCAAUGCAUCAACGGAUUUAACAAAUUCACGUGAAACAUCAACAUUUUCAAGAAAUGAUGUACUUGACUUAAAAAAUACUAGAAAUUCCAAUUUUUGUUCAGAAUCCAGCUUAUUGUCAUCAUCUGUUACAUCUUCCUCCUUCUCUUCCUCGUCUUCGGUAUCAUCAUCAUCGUCAUUAUCAUCUUCAUCAUCGAGAUCAGGAAUAGUGACAGCAUCAAAUUCAACAGAUGAACUGCCUUCUGUUCAAAUUCCAAUGUUACUUUCAUCCACUUCAUUCGAAAUCCAUUCUGCUACUACGCCUACUUCUAUUACAUCUAUUACCACAGUAACUGGUAAUAAUGACAAUAAUAAUAAUAGUAACUAUGAUCUAGUGGAAUCAUCUAAUGAUAUACAAAAUUUAUAUAUAAAUACAAUGAACUGUCAAUACAAUAGCAAUGAGUUAAUCAAUUCACAUAGUUCUACUCCAUUACAUUUAGUGAAUUAUUCAAGUCUGAUUAACUACUCACCAAAUAAUGAGGAUUAUCAUCAAUUAGGUGGCUAUCAACAAUUUCAUCAUCAACAGCAUCAUGAGAAUCAACUUCUAGAGAAAAGUUCAUUAGAUGAUUCAAAAUCAGUUAACUUCACUUCAAGUAAUUUACAUUGGAAUAGUACUUCAGAUGAAUCUCAAUUAUCGUGUAUUGAUAAAUCUAUGGAAAACAUAAGAAAAACUAUUUGCUCAAAUAGUACAAAUGUGACAAAUACUCCUAAUAUAAAUCGUUCUCUUAGUAAUAUUAGUAUAGAGAAACUGGAUCAGUUAAUACAUCGAAGCACUGAUCCUAGUCAUCAUAAAUAUCAUUAUUCAAAAUUAUUUAAUUCAUCAACGAAUGAAUUCACUGAAUAUAAAAAUAAAUUUAAAACAAAUUUAAUGAAAAAAGAAUUUGAAAUUAAUUCACCAACAUUGCAAACUUUAUCUUCUGUAUCCGUUUCAUCAACAUCAUCAGUGACAACUUCUGUCACAUCAACACUAGUAGAAACAACGUCAUCAAUAUUAUUAAAACAAGAACCAGACAACUCUGUGUAUAAUUUAAAUCAAGACAAAACAAUACCAAUCAUAAGCUCGGAUCACUAUCCUCAAAUAACAUGGUCAAAUCCAGAUUUGUCGAUCUCUUCCAUCAAUAAUAAUAAUAAUAAUAUUAAUGAUAAUAAUAAGAUAAAACUAGAAAUAAAAGAUGUUCAUAAUGAUUGUGAUAAUCAUUUAGAUCAUGAUCACAAUAAUAAUGAUCCAAUGGAGUCGAACAAUCAACUUAACCAAUCAAAGCAACUAUAUGAAAAUUAUUCUGAAAAUAAAUAUAAUUUACAUACUAAUAAUAGUAAUGAUAAUAACAAUAAUAAUUCACCGAAACCAAAAUAUCAAAUUGCAUUAUCAUUAACAACUAAUAUAUAUCCAACAAUCAAUUCAAAUUAUAGUAGAUUAAAACAAAACAAUACGACAAUAUGGAAUAAUAGUUAUGAUGAUAAUAGUAAUAGUAAUAAUUCAGAAUAUGAAAGUAUGUUAAAGUCUACACAGAAUCAUCUUAAUGUCACAACUGAUCUUAAUUCAAUUCAUCCACAACAAUUAACUAUGAAACAAAAUGAAGAAAUGAUAAUGAACAAUGAACAUUUAACAUAUUUUAAUGAAAAUAUUCCAUUUUCACAAAAUUAUUCUAAUGAUUUAAACUUUCUACCAUAUUUAAAUGGACAUCCUCAUUAUCCUCAUCCUCCUCUACCUUCUCCUCCUCAUUAUCAUCAUCUCUAUCAUGAAUAUUAUCCACAACAUAUGAAAUUGUCACCAUUUUUAAUGUCUGAUUAUAAUAAUAAUGAAUAUGCUCAUUAUCGAAAUAAUAAUAAUAAUAAUAAUAAUAAUAAUAAUAAUAGUUAUUUUUCAGAUGAUUUAAAAAAUCAUGAAUCUAGUAUAAUUCAGAUGAAUAAGUUGAAUUAUUCUACCAGUACUACUAACAAUAUUACUAAUAUAUCUGUUAGUAAUAAUAGUAAUAGUACUAGUAAUAAUAAUAGUAAUAGUAAUGUUAAUUGUGAUCUCUUUGAUAAAUACAAUCAUGAAUUAUAUACUAAUUCUGAUAAUAAUCCAUAUUCUGGCUAUAGUAAUAACUAUUCACAACUAUCAAAUUAUCCAUUUGAUGUAAAUACUACCACAUCAAUUAAUUUUUCAAAUACUUAUUUCGAUAAAGUUAAUAAUAGUAACCAAAAUGAUUCUAGAGAUUUAUUAAGUAGUAUAACAUUGACAAAUGCAUCACAAUCGAAUCAGUUAUCUGUAGAAGUUCCUGAUCAAUCUACUGAUACUGAUCAACAUGAUACACAUUAUUUAAACUGUCAUGAUCAUAAUCAUAAUCAUCAUCUUUCUCAUUCUCAUAUUCAAGUUCAUUCUACAUUGAAUCAACCUUCUCGUCAUCAUAAUCAUCAUCAUCAUCAUUAUCAAUCUUUGUUAUCUGAUUUUAAUUCAGAAUAUACAAAUCUAUUUGCGAAUACAAUGAAUUAUCAUUCAUUUAAUAAUGAAAUAAAUGAUAAGUAUAAUACGUCUAUAUCACCAACAUUGACAUCAUCAUCAUCGUCAGAAGUAUGUUCAAAUAAUUCAAAUACAACUAUACCGUAUAAAUAUUCAUCAAGUAAUACACAUAUGAAUUCAUAUGAUCCAAUGACACUUCUACAAGAAAUGAAUUUAAGUAGAAUUCAUUGUAAUAAUCAUAGACAUAAUUGUAACAGUAUUAAUAAUACCACAUCUAACACGAAUACAUCAACCACUACUAAUAACAAUAGUAUUAGUAAUAGUAAUCAUAAUGAUAAUUCUGGAAAUAAACAUACUAUGAAUGAACAAUUUAAUCGUCAAACAAAUCCAUACAAUUUAUUAGAACAAUCAAAUAAUUUCUUGAUGGCUGCCGCUGUUGUAGCGGCUGCUGCUGGCUCAACACCGAAUGAUUUAAAUAUGUCCACAGGUAAUCCAGUACGUCGACAACGACGUGAACGUACAACUUUUACAAGACAUCAAUUAUUAAUGUUAGAAGAAUUAUAUGCUAAAACACGUUAUCCUGACGUUUAUAUUCGUGAAGAAUUAGCUUUAAAAUUACGUUUACCUGAAUCACGUGUACAAGUAUGGUUUAAAAAUCGUCGAGCUAAAGGUCGUAAUCAACAAAGACAAAAUUCAGCAGUUGAAAAUAAUAAUUUAAUAACUAAGACUAAUAAUGUAAAUGUUUGUCAAUAUGAAAAUGUAAAAUAA